Pelobates fuscus (common spadefoot toad) is the source of this 1356-nucleotide messenger RNA. RefSeq names its product carbohydrate sulfotransferase 1-like. The coding region runs from base 2 to 1255 and encodes 417 amino acids. NCBI's taxonomy places the organism in Eukaryota, Metazoa, Chordata, Amphibia, Anura, Pelobatidae. The record is from RefSeq and is a predicted model, not a curated record. Gene Ontology annotation, cellular component: Golgi membrane; trans-Golgi network. The transcript is spliced from 2 exons. Gene Ontology annotation, molecular function: N-acetylglucosamine 6-O-sulfotransferase activity. Gene Ontology annotation, biological process: carbohydrate metabolic process; N-acetylglucosamine metabolic process; sulfur compound metabolic process.
GAUGGAGUGUUCCUGGAAAGCUGUCCUUCUGUUAGUAUUUGCCUCCCUGGGAAUCCAGUAUUCAGCCAUUAAAUCUCUAAGAAAGGCCUACGAGGCUCCCUGUCCGAGCAUGACAGUUCAAAACCAAUGUCUGCAAAGAGACAUGAAAGAUACUGCUACUCGAUUACUCUGUGAAGAAUUUAAUAAGCUGCAUGCAUCAGCCUUGCAACACAACCGAAAACACAUACUUAUUUUUGCAACCACAAGGACUGGAUCUUCAUUUCUGGGCCAGAUUUUUAAUCAGAAUCCUGAUAUAUUUUACUUGUUUGAACCUCUGUAUCAUGUGCAAAAAACCUUCAGCAAUUCAAGCUCUCGAAUCCAAGUUGGUAGUGGAUCUUUAGUUGGAGCCUUCCGAGAUCUUCUCCAAAAUUUAUAUAACUGUGACUUUUACUUUUUUGAAAACUAUAUCUCACCAACUCCUAAAAACCAUGUCACUUCCACCAUUUUUAGAAGAGGGUCAAGCAACGCUUUAUGUUCUCCCCCUUUGUGUGACAAGAUACAGAGAAGAGAACACAUAUGUUCAAGAAAGUGUCGGCCACUAAAUUUUACUUUGGUGUCUGAAUCCUGCAAAACAUAUAAACAUAUAGCCAUAAAAACUGUCAGAAUUCCUAAGAUCAGUGAUCUCAGAACCCUUGUGGAAGAUCCCAGACUGAACCUUAAAAUAAUCCAUUUAGUAAGAGAUCCAAGAGGAAUUUUAGCAUCAAGGAUUAGCACCUUUAUAGACUUGUACCAGCCAUGGAAAAUCUGGAAUUCAAUAGGAAGAAAGCCACGCAAUAUUGAUCUUACUCAAAUCACAUCAACAUGUGCCGAUCUCAGUAGCUCUGUAGCGACUGGCUUAAGCAGGCCUCCUUGGUUGAAAGGAAGAUAUAUGCUUGUUAGAUAUGAAGACAUAGCAAUGGACCCUGUAAAGAAGGCCAAAGAGAUGUAUGACUUUUUAGGUCUGGAAUGGAGAGAGGAUGUCCAAAUGUGGAUAGAGCAAAACACAAAUGGAAGUAUUGUUCCAAGCGUAAACUUUAAAUAUUCUACAAGUAGGAACUCAGCAGAGACAUCCGAGAACUGGAGACUACAUCUAUGCCUUGAUAUAGUCCAGAAACUGCAAGAAUUAUGCAAUGUAACAUUUUCGCUUCUUGGAUAUAAAAUGGUGGACUCAGUACUGCAGCUCAAAAAUCUUUCCAAUAGCCUUGUGGAGCCACGAAUAUUUUUUCCAUUUACAUAAGAGAGGAGAAGAGAGGGGGGGAAAAAAACUACCUGUGUCAGCUACAAUUUCAAACCAAAAUAGAUUAAUGUGAAACCACAAUGAAAUUAGAAUACACUUCU